This is a messenger RNA of Cinara cedri, 4171 nucleotides long. The record is from the annotation of a GenBank genome assembly. NCBI's taxonomy places the organism in Eukaryota, Metazoa, Arthropoda, Insecta, Hemiptera, Aphididae.
AUCACUAUUAUCUGUUGACAAUGACUGAUAAUAGUUUUUUGAUUUGAAAAUUGUAUGAACGUUAAUUUGAUCAGGCUACUUUUCAUAAAAUUCUUUCUCAUAAAGUAUUAAAGUACCUAGUCAUUAGAUACGUUAAUUUAAUAUAUAUUUCGGUUUAAUUUGUUCAACACUAACUGCGUCACUGCGUGCGUUAUUGAAAUACCAGAAAUGGAAGAACCACUACUACCAGACGAAGAACUAGAGUUGUAAGAAAUGUUAAUAAAAUAAUAAUAUUUACCUAUUUAUUCAUUUGUUUUUAUUUAGUCAAAAAAUUCAAGGGUUGGAUUUAAUAUUAAAAUCGGUAAAUUGUGAACAAUAUAAAUCCAAAUUUGAAGAUAAUGAAAUUAAUGAACAGGCAAUGCUCCUGUUAACAGAAAGUGAUCUUAAAUACUUAGAAAUUAAAGACAAAGACUGUACUUCGAUAUUAAAUGCAAUAAAUAUACUCAGAAAAACAAUAAAUUCAACUGAAAUAAAAUUAUCGUAAGUUAAUCAUUUUAUAUGUAUAAGUUAUAUAUUUUAACUUUUUAUAUAAUUGUUCAACCCCUGUAAUUGUUAGGUAUUAAAAAUAUAUCUAUGUAGAUAUUUAACAUUUUAUUAUUUAUUUUAAGAAAUGAAGAUAUAUCAAAUAUACAAUCAAAUAUUUGUGGACAACUUGGAAAUAUUGCUUUGAUAUUAAAUCAUAUUUACUGUUCAAUUAAUAAUGAUAAAAAUAAAUUUGAUGAUAUACUGAUUGAUGACUAUCUAUCAUCAAUUGAUGCUGCAUUAAUGUUGAAACCUUAUAUGGAAGCUGAAGAAAAAAAUAUUGAGAAAUCAUUAAAACGUAUUUAUAAGGUACUAUUAUAUUAUUAUGUACUAAAUGUUUUUAAGUUAUUAUUCAAUAUGAUAGAUACCUACUGCUUUAUACAUUUUGCACAUAUUAACUAUCAGAUUUUAAACUCAUACAAAUUUUAAAAUAAAUACAUGUACCUGGUUAAAAAUAAUACCUUUGUAAUCUUGCAGUAUAACGGCCAAAUAAAUUUUUAGUUUAAACAAGGUGUACACAAAUAAAAAUUGUAACUCUUAAUUAUAUUAAAAAGACAAUAAUAUUCAAAAAAUAUAUAAUGGUACCUACAGUAGAAAACGUUUAUAAUAACAUUCAAGAGACUAGUUGAAAUUAAUCAUAAUAACUAAUUGUCAUUAUAACCAAAAUGAUAAAAUACCAUCUAAUAAUUAUCAAUAAAAUUAAUAACAAGUUGUUUCAAUAUGUAGAUAAAACGUUAAUUUUGUAUCAAAAACUAUACUUAACUGCAUUAAUGAGCUUUGACCAACUAAUAUAGUCAAACACAAACUGAAGACGAUACCUAAAGAAUGACAUAGUAGUGCAUUUUGAAAUAUUGAGAUGAAGAUUAAACGAUGGGAAAAAACUGGAUCAACAAAACACGGCUUAUUAUUAUAAACAGAAUUGAAGUGGUUUGAAAAAAAAAUUUGCAGAAUUAGCCAUGUUUUCAUUAGAUUGGUUAUUAAAACGAACUAUUUUAGGAAUUUUUGUUUUUUUAGUUGAAAAGUAAUAAACUAUUAAAACUAAACACUACAAUUUUAAAAAUCAUAAAUUAAAGAAAAACAGUAUCAUUAAAUUAAUAGUAGUAUUAUGUUUUAUUAAUUAAAAAUAAAUAAAUAUAUCUUAUCUCUACUAAAAAAAUUUGAAAACCUGUCCGGAACUUCAAACAACGCCCCUCAUUACUCCCUUUAGUUAGUUAUCUAGAUACAUUUUCCUCAAAUGAGUCUGAAUCUGCUGCUUUUUUUCUCUCCAACCACUUUUUUCGUUUUCAAAUCCCAACCAACAGUACCUCUCUUUAUUGAUGUAUAUUCUAGUCUCCCCUAUAAUAUCUCAUUCUCCCCGGAUGACGUUUUUAAAGCCACUUACCUCUCUUUGUAAUGUUAAUUUUCUUAGUCUAGAUCUAAUUUUUGCAUGCUUACUUUAUAACUGUCACUCCGCCCUCUUUUUUUCCAUAUAUACUCUCUUUAGAUACUCAGUGGAUAAAGGUGUUUUUACUUCAGCUUGGAAGACUUGUUCCGUAACUCCAAUUUUUAAAUUUGGUGAUCCUUCUGCUGUUGUUAACUACCGUCCAAUAUCCAUUCUACUUCAUCUGGGGAAAAUCUUUGAAUUUAUCGUUUACAAUUGUAUUAAACGUAGCCUGAAUCAUAUAAUUAUCCCACAACAGCAUGGUUUCCGGCCAAGGAAAUCCACUACUACUUGUAGUCUCUCAUUUAAUUUGUUUAUCUCUGACUGCAUUGAAAAUUGCUCUCAAGUUGAUGUCAUUUUGGCUGAUUUUUCCAAAGCCUUCUAUUCUGUAGACCACAACCUACUCUCUAAUGAACUUAUGAAUUUAGGAAUUGGUAAUCCACUUUUGGCUUAGCUAAUUUUUUAUUUCUUGGACAGAAAACAAUUUGUUAAAAUUAAUAAUACUCAUUCUGAUAUAGUGGAAGUUCCAUCUGGGGUUCCACAAGGUGGGCAUCUUAGUCUCCUCUUAUUCUACAUAUUUGUAAACUUUGUCUCUGCUAAUUGAAAACAGGUAAAAUUCUUACUGUAUGCAGAUGAAUGAUUUUUAUUCCACAAAAUUGACUCUCGUUGAUUACCAAAAUUUACAAGAUGAACUUGAUUCCUUUUGUCAUUGGGUCACUAACAAAGGCUUAACUCUCAACUUGAGUAAGUGUAAAGUAGUUAUUUUCUCCCGAUCCCAUUCACCUCUAAUUCACUCUUAUUUUUAUUAUUCUUCAACUCUUUCCUUUGAACACCAUAUUAAUAUUACUGUUAGUAGAGCAUUAAAAAUACUUGGUUUCAUUAAACAUAACACAAAACUAUUCAAAUCGACACAAUAUCUCUGCAUUUUUUAUUUUUCACUUUUUAGGCCUCUUCUUGAGUAUGGUGUUAUUAUAUGGCACCCAUUUCUGCAAGUAAUCAAUUAGUAUCAAAUGCACUAAUUCAUCGUUUAAUGAGUGUAUCUAAUAUAUACAAUAUUGAUCCUUUUGUUAAAAAUUUUGUGAAUUUAGCUCUUAACUGUGAAUAAUAAGAUAAACAAUUUUUAUUUUAAUUAGACAAUGUGUCCAUAUGAAUUAUAUGAAUAAAUAAAUUAUAAAUUAAAUUUAUAUUUAUUUAUCAUAUUUAUUCACUAGAAACUAAUUAACCAUAUAAACCAACUAUCCCUAUCCUAAUUUAUGGUCUACUACUCCCCCCCUCAAUUCCAGGUAUAAAAAGUAUCAUAUAAUAUGAUAAUGAUAAGGAAUUGUACAAUAAAAGUUUUGUCAAAACCUUCAAUAGGCACAUUUUUGUACCAUACAUACAUACAAUUUCAUCUCUUUAGCCUCAUUUGGGAGCUCUGUAGGUGUGUACAAAGUUAAAAAUAUACUAUCCUACUGCAACAACAUAGGCAAGUUUAUAUUGAAAUUAAACUAAAAUUUGAUCACUUGAAUCUGCCUGUAUAAAAAAAAAACUCUUAAUUCUCAAGUUUGAACUCAUUUGGUCCCGAGGAAGCUACUAGAAGUAUUCAAAUGUCUCAGAGAAAUAUAUAUAUCUAUAACAACACAUACUAUUUUAGAGUUAAGAAUUUUUCAAUUUUGAAAUAUGCAGUUUGAAAAUAAUGAUACAUUGAAAAUUUAAUUUAGCAAAUUAAAAACUAAAUUAUCUACCAAAUAGUGUUGUAAAAUAUAAACAUUUGGAACAAAAUUUAUAUACUACCUACAAUGACCAAAAAUAUUAUAUUUUAAUAUGUCUGUAUCAAUAUAACUUUUUAAUAUAUUCAUACAUUUUUACAUUUCAGAUUAAAAAUAGAAGAUCCAUAUUGAUUACUACAACAGCGUGUACUUUAUUACUUUUGGGUGUAGGUCUUACAAUUCGAUAUUUAAACAAACCAUGAGACUCUAUUUAUUUAUUUUCUAAUUGGAUCUCAAAACAUGAUUUGAACACUAUGUUAAAUAAAUAGAAUAGAAUAUUAACAAUAUUGUAUAUUUAUCAAUGAACAUGUAAUUUGAUUGUGUUAACUAAAUAUUUUAAUAAUAAAUUACAUUCCAAACUAUAAAAUUAAGCUAUUUAAUUUUUAAGUACAAUUUAAAAAUAUCAACAUAUUAAUUAACAUUUUUUUAUAUAUAUAUGUAU